Molecule: messenger RNA, 819 nt
Organism: Brassica oleracea var. oleracea
Lineage: Eukaryota; Viridiplantae; Streptophyta; Magnoliopsida; Brassicales; Brassicaceae
Product: indole-3-acetic acid-induced protein ARG7-like
Exons: 1
Coding region: 26-361 (111 amino acids)
Biological process (GO): response to auxin
Source: RefSeq, a predicted model, not a curated record
UCUCUCAUCUCACUCUCUAACAAACAUGAUGAAGAAGAGCAAGCUGAUCACAAAGGCAUGGAAGCACAUGUCUACCAGAGUAGCCAAGCACAAGGCCGCUGCGGAGGAACCUCAUAUACCACAUGAUGUACCAAAAGGACACCUAGUGGUGUACGUAGGCAAGGAAGAGGAGAGUUACAAGAGGUUCGUGAUCAAGAUCACGCUGCUUCACGAUCCCAUCAUCAGGGCUUUGCUUGAUCAAUCAAAAGACGAAGUAUACGAUGAUUUCACGUCCGGAGAUUCCAAGCUUUGUAUCUCUUGCGAUGAAACUCUCUUCCUUGAGAUCCUCCAAAACGCUUCUCCCCGUAAUUCAUGGUCUUGAUGAUGAGUCUCUCAUUCAAUGUUCUACGGUUUAGUCUCUCUCUUUUUUUUGCUGAUGUGAGAUGGUCCUUUUGAGAUAUAUGUAGAAUUAAUGAACACACUUGUAAUAUGAGCCAUUUUUACUUAGUAGCUGAUAUAUUGAUAUGAGUUUUCUCGACAUAUAUAGUAAUAAUGAUAUCAAUUAUAAAUGAUUAUGGUAAUACAAGGGUGAUUAAAAAAGCCAAAGAGAACACUCAUCGUUAGAUUUUGUUGAAUCAAAGACACUUGUUUUUUUUUGGAAGAUAUGACAAAACUGAGGAUUGGCCUACUAUCAAUUUAGUUGAAGUCAGGCUUGUCAGGUUAAGUGCAGCCAGAUCUUAGGAUUACCACGAUGGACGCAUAGCAUCCAGCCUUCAUACACUCCUCAAUCGAUAUCUCUUUCACCAACUGUAACAUGAAUCCUCCCACAAAAGCGUCACC